Molecule: messenger RNA, 2246 nt
Organism: Megalops cyprinoides (Indo-Pacific tarpon)
Lineage: Eukaryota; Metazoa; Chordata; Actinopteri; Elopiformes; Megalopidae
Gene: lta4h
Product: leukotriene A4 hydrolase
Exons: 19
Coding region: 3-1856 (617 amino acids)
Biological process (GO): proteolysis; peptide catabolic process; leukotriene biosynthetic process
Cellular component (GO): cytosol; nucleus
Molecular function (GO): epoxide hydrolase activity; aminopeptidase activity; zinc ion binding
Source: RefSeq, a predicted model, not a curated record
CCAUGGCUCCUGGUGCUGACCCUAGCUCGUUCUCCUCCUUUGCCAAGUGCGUUACCAAGCACUUGAAUCUCACCUUCCACGUAGAUUUUGACAGUCACGUCAUCAAGGGGAAGGUGGCUUUGACCGUAGAAGUGCUGGAAGAUAAAUUCUCCUGCCUGACGCUUGACACGAAGGACCUGAAGAUCGCCAAGGUGACGGCCAAUGGGCAGGGGGCUAAAUUCACUCUGGGUGCCCAGCACCGCUUCAAAGGGGCGCCGUUGGAGAUCACGCUCCCCUUUGAACUCUCCCGGGGUCAGCACAUGAUCUUGGAGGUGACCUAUGAGACGUCUCCCAAGGCAUCAGCACUGCAGUGGCUCACACCUGAACAGACUGCUGGGAAAAAGCAGCCUUACCUCUUCAGCCAGUGCCAGGCCACCCACUGCAGGAGCAUGGUACCCUGUCAGGACACCCCAUCAGUGAAGCACACCUACUAUGCCCAGGUGUCUGUCCCCAAGGAGCUGGUGGCUCUGAUGAGUGCUGUGCGUGACGGACAGGAGGUGGACCCCCAGGACAGCGGCAGAACCAUCUACCGCUUCCGCCAGGCGGUUCCCAUGCCUUCGUACCUGAUCGCCCUGGUGGUGGGUGCACUGGAGAGCAGAGAGAUUGGGCCUCGGUCUCGGGUAUGGUCUGAGAAGGAGCUGGUGGAUCAGGCAGCGUAUGAGUUUGCAGAGACGGAGACUAUGCUGAAGACUGCAGAGCAACUGGCGGGACCCUAUGUCUGGGGGCAGUAUGACAUCCUGGUGCUCCCCCCGUCCUUCCCCUACGGAGGCAUGGAGAACCCCUGCCUGACCUUUGCCACGCCCACCCUGCUGGCAGGUGACAGAUCCUUGUCCAACGUCAUUGCCCAUGAGAUCUCCCACAGCUGGACAGGAAACCUGGUGACCAACAAGACCUGGGAGCACUUCUGGCUGAACGAGGGCCACACCGUGUAUCUGGAGAGGAUGAUCGGCAGGAGCAUGGAGAGCGAACAGUUCAGGCAGUUCAAAGCCAUGGGGGGCUGGAAGGAGCUGCAGGAAUCGGUGAACACGUUUGGGGCGAACAACCCCCUGACCAACCUGGUCCCCAGCCUGGAGGAGGUGGACACAGACGAGGCCUUCUCCUCUGUGCCCUACGAGAAGGGCUUCGCUCUGCUCUACCACCUGGAGGAACUCAUGGGGGGCCCGGAGGUGUUCAUGGGCUUUGUCAAGUCGUACAUUCAGCUGUUUGCCUACAGUAGUAUUACCACGGAGGAGUGGAAGAACUACCUCUUCACCUACUUCAAAGACAAGGUGGACAUCCUGAACAAGGUUGACUGGAACGGGUGGAUGAACACCCCAGGAAUGCCCCCGGUCAAGCCACAGUAUGACACCACGCUGGCGGACGCCUGUAUCAACCUGUGCAAGCGCUGGACCCAGGCGAAGGAGGCAGACCUUGCAGGUUUCAGUGAGGCCGACCUGAAGGCCCUCUCCUCUCACCAGGUCAUCGAGUUCCUGGCCCUGCUGCUGCAGGAGGAACCCAUCCCAGUGUCACAUGUGAAGAGGAUGCAGGAAGUCUACAACCUGAACGCUGUCAAAAACGCUGAGAUCAAGUUCAGGUGGCUGCGCUUGUGUGUGAGGUCCAAGUGGGAGGAGGCAGUUCCUCUGGCCUUCAAAAUGGCCACUGAGCAGGGGCGCAUGAAGUUCACACGGCCCCUCUUCAGAGAGGUUUAUAACUUUGAUAAGUUCCGAGACGAAGCGGUCAGCACCUUCAUCAAGUACAGAGGAGCCAUGCAUCCCGUCACUGCCUUCCUGGUGGCCAAGGAUCUGAAGGUGGACCAGGGUCAGAGCACUGGCUUCUAACCCCACCCCUGCUGCCUUGAUACACCAUUCAGGAUGGGGGAACCACUCCUCCCUCUCUCCCUCUCUCUCUCUCACUCUCUCUCGCGCGCACACAUUGCAAAGCCAUACCAAAGCCACUGGCUACCAGCUGCUUCUUCCUCUGGAACACGCUUAGAUUUUUACAAGAUUGUACUCAUCUCAGGCUGUAGAAACCCUUCACUUCAAGUACAGUACAUUUUCAGCACUUCUUUUUACACAGUGAGGUAUGGGGAGGGGGAAAAAGCUUGGAUGUUUUUAUACAGGAUCUUUUUUUCCCUCACAUCCCUGCAUCCAUGUAUGAGACGGCAUUUCUUCUUUUGUUCUAUCCUGCCGUGUGCAUUUCACCCGAAUCGCAAAUAAAAUGCUGUGCAU